AUGAAGAAAAGUAGGAGUGUAAUGACUGUCCCUACAGAAGGUAUUGCUAAAGAUUAUUUAGAAUGUCAUCUCAGCAAGUCUUAUAGUGCAUCCAACAACACCCUUGGCAUAGAUCUCUGGAGGGGAAGAAGGUGCUGCUCUGCUAAUUUAUUAUUACCACCAUUAUCUCAACGACAGAGUGAAAAAGCAAGAACACCAGAUAACAUUUCUAGACCCACAACUUUGCCUUUAUUGACUCUUCCUAGUAUUGCCAUCACUACUUAUCAGGAUAGCUUUGAUGUCGAAAAUGGCCCUUCACCUGGUCGUAGCCCACUUGAUCCUCAGGCCGGCUCUUCUUCAGGGCUUGUGCUUCACACCACAUUUCCAGGGCACAGCCAGCGUAGAGAAUCAUUUCUUUAUCGAUCAGACAGUGACUAUGACCUGUCACCAAAGACCAUGUCACGGAAUUCUUCUGUUCCAAGUGAACAACAUGGAGAUGACCUGAUAGUGACACCAUUUGCACAGGUCUUGGCAAGUUUGAGAAGUGUAAGAAAUAAUUUUACAGUACUGACUAAUCUGCAGGGAACAUCAAACAAGAGGUCUCCAGCAGCAAGUCAGCUACCCAUCUCCAAAGUAAACAUUCAAGAAGAAUCUUAUCAAAAAUUAGCAAUGGAAACUUUGGAGGAAUUGGACUGGUGUUUAGACCAACUUGAAACUAUUCAGACUUAUCGAUCUGUUAGUGAGAUGGCAUCCAAUAAGUUCAAGAGAAUGUUAAACCGGGAGCUGACACAUCUUUCAGAAAUGAGCCGAUCAGGGAAUCAAGUCUCUGAAUAUAUUUCUAAUACUUUCCUAGACAAGCAGAAUGAUGUGGAGAUUCCUUCUCCUACACAGAAGGAAAGAGAGAAAAAGAAGAAACAACAGGUUAUGACACAGAUCAGUGGUGUAAAAAAAUUAAUGCACAGUUCAAGCUUGAAUAACACUAGUAUUUCAAGAUUUGGUGUGAAAACAGAAAAGGAAGAUCAUUUAGCUAAGGAGCUUGAAGAUCUGAAUAAAUGGGGAUUGAAUAUAUUUAAUGUUGCAAGAUACUCACACAGUAGACCUCUCACUUGCAUUAUGUAUGCAAUUUUCCAGGAAAGAGAUCUACUGAAGACAUUCAAAAUCUCAUCAGACACCUUUAUAGCUUACACAAUGACUUUGGAAGACCACUACCAUACAGAUGUAGCUUACCAUAAUAGUCUCCAUGCAGCUGAUGUUGCCCAGUCUACUCAUGUUCUUCUGUCCACACCAGCUUUGGAUGCUGUAUUCACUGAUUUAGAAAUUUUGGCAGCAAUUUUUGCAGCAGCAAUUCACGAUGUAGAUCACCCUGGUGUCUCCAAUCAGUUCCUCAUUAACACAAAUUCUGAACUUGCUUUAAUGUACAAUGAUGAGUCCGUCUUGGAAAACCACCAUCUUGCGGUUGGUUUUAAGCUUCUACAAGAAGAGCAUUGUGACAUCUUCCACAAUCUGACCAAGAAACAACGUCAAAGUCUCAGGAAAAUGGUGAUUGACAUGGUCUUGGCAACGGAUAUGUCCAAGCACAUGUCGCUUCUGGCAGAUUUAAAGACGAUGGUAGAAACUAAAAAAGUUACUAGUUCUGGAGUCCUCCUACUUGAUAACUACACUGAUAGAAUACAGGUUCUCCGAAAUAUGGUCCAUUGUGCUGAUUUAAGUAAUCCUACAAAAUCUCUUGAACUCUAUCGGCAGUGGACAGAUAGAAUUAUGGAGGAGUUUUUCCAGCAAGGGGACAAAGAACGGGAGAGGGGAAUGGAAAUCAGCCCAAUGUGUGACAAGCACACAGCUUCUGUGGAGAAGUCUCAGGUGGGAUUCAUUGAUUAUAUUGUUCAUCCACUGUGGGAGACUUGGGCAGACCUAGUACAGCCCGAUGCUCAAGAUAUUUUGGAUACCCUGGAAGACAACCGUAAUUGGUAUCAAAGUAUGAUCCCUCAGAGCCCUUCCCCUCCCCUUGAAGAACGCAACCAAGACUGUCAGGGCCUGAUGGAGAAGUUCCAGUUUGACCUUACUCUUGAAGAGGAAGACUCUGAUGGGACCGAGAAGGAGAGUGACAGUAUCCAUUAUUACAGCAGCACCAAGACACUUUGUGUCAUUGACCCAGGAAAAAGGGAUUCCCAGCAGGACACUAAUAUAGAGAUUGUGACAAAAGAUGCAUCGCCGAUUGAUACUUAACACACUGUAUUCGUCAUGGUGGUUUUAUUCAUGCACGUGCAGCUUGUCUCAUGUGCUAUAGCCUGAAAGUCUGGCUCUUAGGCCAGCACCUGUUAUUGGCUAGAAGACUUUCCAAUUACUCGAGAUUGGAGUCAGGGUUAAAGAGUGUGUAAUGACUGCUCAGGAAUUAACAGGUGAUAUCUACUGCAGCUUCAGUUUUAUCAGCCAAAAACAAAAUGAACCUGGUGAUAGGGAGGCAGUGUGAGCUGUUACUGAACAAGCCCACUGGGGAAUGACACACAAUCAUAAUAUUUUUUAUUCCUAAUAGAUUCUGACAUCCGGUUUGGUCCAACAGCUCAAAAUACGGUUUCGUGAUUUUGCAUUUAAAAGUUGUGCACCUGUCUCAGACCCGUGUGCCUUUUUUAUAAAUACUUCCACAUCUUUUCGAGACGCCUAGUAAAUACACAACAAAACUUGUUUGAUACCAAUAUAUAUUUUAUAUUAUUAUUAAUCCUGUUUAAUGAAGAAAGUCUUCCUCUCUAUGGGCAAUACUUGUGUUUUACCGCAGUUUAAUUGUUUUGACUCACUAAAUAAAGCAGGGUGCCCUCCUCCUUGCAUUGCCACAUCACUGGUCACUUUAUUAGUCCCACAAAAUCUAGGUUUCUCCUGUGUUACUUGCCACACAUGAACAAAUGGCUUUCCACGCAACUGUUUUUGUCUUUUGUUGUACACAGGAUAAAGUAGCUUUGCAUUCUCAUUAGACAAUGCAGUACAUAUAAAAACCAACGUGUUGUAAUAUGAUGGACAAUCUCCCCUUAAAAAAAAAAAUACAAAGCUCAGUGGAAUUUUUGUGUUUGGUCCUACUGUGGUUUCCCCCACCCCCCACCCCAUUCUUCAUGUUCGCAAGACUGAGUCUCUUUUUCUCCUCCUCACUUGCCUUGAGCUAUUACACGUCCAGUACUGUUUAUAACAGUGUAUUUAUUAUGUAUUGUAUAUAAUGUAAUGUUUUGUAAGUAUUAAUUUAUAUGAAUUAACAUUGCCAGUCAGUGGUGAUGUUAUUUGUGUAGAAGACUCUGAAUGAGAGUUGCCUUUCUUGUAAUUUUUUUGUACUGCGUAAAAUGGAAAGAACCUGAGCACAGUGAAAGAGACAUAUGGAACCCAGCAAGGGCAUUCAGACAUUGGCUCCCAUUGGAUUUCAUUUUCAUUUGCAUUCUGGAAAUCGGGGUUUGGUAACUGGUGAGGAUUUAGGAUGGUUUGUUCAGCAGAAUUGAAACUACUGAAAGGUUGAAAAGGACGCGCCCCAGUAAAUCCCACAAAACCUUCUGUCAUUUUCCAAUUUUUUAAAUCAGCCAAUGUGAGUUUCUAUGACAAAAUGUGAACUGAUACUAUAAUUGUGCUGUGAAACCUCUUCCAACAAAGCUUGUGAGGCAUGUAUACGGUGCCGAUUUGUAAAGCUAUUUUUCAAGCUUUCGGUCCAACUUGUGACUAACUAGUUGAUGAAAAUAGCACAACUGUGCAUGAUACAUGGGUUUAUAUGUCUGUUGAACACUGCAUUGUUCCAGGUGGUUAUUUUAUUGUUUGAAAGUUUCACACAAUGUAUGUUGUUAUAGUAUUAUAUAUUGUGUUGAGAUGCAUUCUGAAGAGAUUUUUAUAUGAAGUGAAUAAAUGAAAGCAUGAUUUAG
Molecule: messenger RNA, 3863 nt
Organism: Thamnophis elegans (Western terrestrial garter snake)
Lineage: Eukaryota; Metazoa; Chordata; Lepidosauria; Squamata; Natricidae
Gene: PDE4B
Product: phosphodiesterase 4B
Exons: 16
Coding region: 1-2202 (733 amino acids)
Biological process (GO): signal transduction
Cellular component (GO): nucleus; perinuclear region of cytoplasm; cytosol
Molecular function (GO): 3',5'-cyclic-AMP phosphodiesterase activity; transmembrane transporter binding
Source: RefSeq, a predicted model, not a curated record